AUGUAUCAUUCUCCGCAGGAGUUGAACGGAGUUCAUAACAGUGUGGCCAACGUUGGAGGCUCAGAAAACAACAGCUUCAACUUCCAACAUCAUGAGCAACAUCUGUUUGAUGUCCCCGUUUCAUGUUUGAACUUCGAUUCGCAAAAUUUUCUGUGCCAGUCUUCUGGAGACCACUCGCCUCCACUGUUCGGAAGUGUUGUUGAUUCCUUCUUAUUCAGCCAUGAAGACACGUUCUGUGAAACGUAUAAUGUUUACGAGCAUUUCAGAAACGAGAAAAAGAACAUCUUGGAGGGUGGUGCUUCUGCCCCGGUUAAUGGGGUUGAGGUUGUUUCUGCCACUUCUGGAAACUCAGCUUCUAGCAUGGUUCCAACGAGGAAAAAAGGAAUAAAAUGGACCAAAGAUUUGCAUCAACAGUUCGUAGCAGCUGUUAACAAUCUUGGUGGUGCUCAAAAAGCAACGCCCAAGGCAGUGCUAAAGAUGAUGAAUUCAAAGUCCCUGACAAUUUUUCAUGUUAAAAGCCACUUGCAGGUUGCAAUCUUUUCUUAA
Molecule: messenger RNA, 546 nt
Organism: Vigna umbellata (rice bean)
Lineage: Eukaryota; Viridiplantae; Streptophyta; Magnoliopsida; Fabales; Fabaceae
Product: myb family transcription factor RLI1-like
Molecular function (GO): DNA-binding transcription factor activity; DNA binding
Source: RefSeq, a predicted model, not a curated record